AUGAUAAUCUUGGCUUCACGAUCGCCUGUACCCCGUUGGGGGGCUUUUACUCAAAAUAUUAAUGGACCCUUUACUCUGGAUACCGGACAUGGUCCUAAGGUUUCUGGCUUUCCUUAUGAGGACGUUGUAAUAUCUUCGAAAACAAACACGACUUUCGCCAGAACUCUUGGAAAUAUUCCGGACAGUAUUGGAUAUGGAUUGAUCCCACUUGGUUCCUCAUUGGUCUCUAAAACUGGACUUUACAACAACAUCAGUAAAAAAGGAACUCCAGGAACUCUCUACUCUUCCCAUGACAUGGGUCUUCCCCACCGCCACAGAUCUAUCCAUAAACAAGGAGAUAUAGGACCUCUGCUUCCUGUAGAACUGGCUCUCAUCAUCUUACAAGGUUCCGAUCCCAUGUACACCGAAAGGUAUGCAUUGAAUCACAAACUUGUUAAGCCCUGCUUCCGUGGAAAUCCUUGCCGAGGUCCUGGAAAUUCUUUUUGGGGCCAUGGACUCUCUAUAAAGGCAAACUAUAGCAACUCCUUCAACCAAUUUAUCAAGGAGCCGUCUAGGACUAGGACCAAAAGGUACUCCAGGAACUGGAUUGCCGGAAGACCCAUGCCUAUGGGCCUGAGUUUCAUACCUUUGAACUCUAGACUCUGGCAUCAUUUGCCAAAAUAUGUAGAUUUAUGUGGUGAUCCAGAGCCUGGCAGAAUGUAUCCGGAAGGAUCUUCUAAGAUAUAUGAUAACCAAAGAAAAAAGAGUUCGGGUAGUGCAAGUGGUUAUGUAAGAGAUAAAGGAAGAGAAGACUACAAGCGGAAGCGAGUUGUAGACGAGGAUGAGGAAAAUGAAGAUGCCAACCCACCACCCUCCAAACGAGUUGAUAGGAAUAGCCCGGAACCACAGCCUUUGCGGCUUGCACUCGCUUGUCCGUUUGCAAAAGCGGAUGUCGACAAGAACGAACAUGCGUAUUGUUUAUUUAUACGGAGGAAAAACUUGUCUGGGAUCAAAGAGCAUCUCAAGCGGAAUCAUUUUGGGAAUAAAUUACCUGUUGACGUCAGAGCAGCGAAAACUUGGGAUGACGUAUUCGACAUUUGUAAUCCACAUUGGCACCCAACAGAGCGUCCAAGCCCAUACUUCGAGACUGGGUCUAGGAGAUCUCUAGCUAGCUCUUCUAGGUCGGUUGCUAGUUCUGUCAAAUCAAAUCAGCCAGACGAGAUUUUGACACCUGCGCCGUUCGAGAAUCAGAAAGUGCCUAUGCACAAUGAGCUUGAACUUUGUCCCUCCCCCCUCAGUGGAGAUUGCACAUCUCCCAUGUCUCGAAAUAUAGCUACAUCCAAUGUUCACCCAAACCACUGUUACCAUCACUUUGAAGCUCAAUCAUCAACUAGCCGCGCCCACGAUUCAAAACGAGCAUCACUUUCAACUCAGGUGGAACAGGGGAUGGAGGCAUCAUCAUGGUCAAUAGCGACCACAGAAAAUGACUUCGAGCAAAGAAUCCCCCUGGAGUCUCGGCAUAUGCUAGACCCGAAUUGGUUUUCUACAAGUUCCACUCUCGAAGGGCACAAUCAACACGCAUUCUUCCCUGAUGAUUUUGGGAUUGCAAGCCGGGAUACAUCAGAAAAUAUCCAAGUUCCAAUGCCUUCAAACUCCUUGAUCACUAGUUCAAACCAUUCCUUCGAUAAUCCCACAACCGUGAAUCCCUCCCAUCUCUUUUUUCGUCAAGACCUCCAAGACGAAGGCUCGCUCCCUUGGUCGAGGAAUAACCCAGUCUCGCAGGAAGCGGAGACUAUCAAGCGUACGGCUCCCGUUCAUGCUUCUAUUUUAAAUAGAACCCAGGAGCAUCCGCCAUAUUCUUCAAAUACUACAGGGCUCCCGGUACAGCCAACUCCAGAACCCGAAGUAGAAGAUUUGAAGGAAAUGAAUCAGUCGAAUCCAUAUACAUCAAAGGGGAAGCAAUACCUUCUCAUCGUCACGAGGUUGCCACAGAAUGCAGGCUCCAAAGAACCAAGGCGUGCACAUAGAUUCAAUUUUGAGAAUCUUCACGAGUUCCAGGCCCGGUUUGAAGCCUGGCUUCGAGACGAAUUUACCGACCCUCCAUUCUGCUGGAACAAGAUGAUGCUUUUCAACAAUUUAGAGAAAGCAAGACUGGAAAACGUCAAGGAAGUCGCUGAAAACUUAGAGCACACGUUUAUUCAGUACCGUUCAUCCGAUGCAUCUUUGUAUCUUGUUUCCAGGAAUUCUCACCCGCACCCCCCUCGCCCUGUUGCACUACAUUGA
Molecule: messenger RNA, 2262 nt
Organism: Orbilia oligospora ATCC 24927
Lineage: Eukaryota; Fungi; Ascomycota; Orbiliomycetes; Orbiliales; Orbiliaceae
Exons: 3
Coding region: 1-2262 (753 amino acids)
Source: RefSeq, a predicted model, not a curated record